Paramecium primaurelia is the source of this 327-nucleotide messenger RNA. NCBI's taxonomy places the organism in Eukaryota, Ciliophora, Oligohymenophorea, Peniculida, Parameciidae. The record is from the annotation of a GenBank genome assembly.
AUGAAAAGAAUCAAAUCUAAACUUUGCUUAAUUAUCUAAUAUGCCAGAAUUUUUAUUAGUAAAGAAAUUCGAAAUUCACUACAAUAAUUACAUUCAUAAAUAAAGAAAUAUUACAUAAAAAAUUACAAAGUUGACUAUUAAAAUAAUUUAUAAUUAAGUCUAUUAUCAUUAAAUAUCAAUGAUUUAGACUUCAAUAUAAUCUUAAGAAAUUGUUUGGAUAGUAUACUAUAUAUGACUAAAAAUACAAACAAUUCUAUAGAUAAUUUAAUAAUAAAAAAUGUUGAACCAAGAAUGUUGUCAUUAAAUUAAAAUGAAGGAUAGAAUUGA